GCUCCCCGGGUUCCGUCCUUGCCUUGCGCUCGCGCUCGUUCCCAGGGUUCCGGGCCCGGUUUGCUCGGCGGCGGCCGCGCGUGCGCUGCCCAGCCCGCUCCCCGCCCCCAGGCGCGCGAGAUUCCGGGGCAACACAGCCAUGUGCUCGUUAGCGUCGGGCUCUGCGGGCGGCCGGGGCGCUGUGGAGGACGAGGACGACCUGCCAGAGCUGUCCGACAGCGGUGACGAGGCCGCCUGGGAGGACGAGGACGAUGCUGAGCUCCCCCACGACAAGCAGCAGACCCCCUGCCUGUUCUGUGACAGGUUAUUUACAUCUGCUGAAGAAACGUUUUCACACUGUAAGUCUGAGCAUCAAUUUAAUAUUGAUAACAUGGUCCAUAAACAUGGACUUGAAUUUUAUGGAUACAUUAAACUAAUAAAUUUUAUUAGACUUAAGAAUCCUACAGUUGAGUAUAUGAAUUCCAUAUACAACCCAGUGCCUUGGGAGAAAGAAGAGUAUUUGAAGCCAGUAUUAGAAGAUGACCUAUUACUUCAAUUUGAUGUGGAAGAUCUUUAUGAACCAGUGUCAGUGCCAUUCUCAUACCCCAAUGGACUCAGUGAAAACACAUCUGUUGUUGAGAAGUUGAAACAUAUGGAAGCCAGGGCACUGUCUGCUGAAGCUGCAUUAGCUAGAGUGCGUGAGGAUCUGCAAAGAAUGAAACAAUUUGCUCAGGAUUUUGUGAUGAACGCAGAUGUCAGAACCUGCUCGUCAUCUGCCAUUGCAGACCUCCAGGAAGAUGAGGAUGGUGUUUAUUUCAGCUCAUACGGGCAUUAUGGGAUACAUGAAGAAAUGCUGAAGGACAAAGUACGAACAGAAAGUUACCGAGAUUUUAUAUACCAAAAUCCACAUAUCUUCAAAGACAAGGUAGUUCUGGAUGUUGGUUGUGGAACUGGAAUUCUCUCUAUGUUUGCAGCUAAAGCUGGGGCAAAGAAGGUUCUUGGAGUUGAUCAGUCUGAAAUACUUUACCAGGCAAUGGAUAUCAUAAGACUAAAUAAACUUGAAGAUACUAUUAUACUAAUUAAAGGAAAGAUUGAAGAAGUUUGCCUUCCUGUAGAAAAAGUAGAUGUUAUUAUAUCUGAGUGGAUGGGCUAUUUUCUUCUUUUUGAGUCUAUGUUAGAUUCUGUCCUUUAUGCGAAGAACAAAUACUUGGCAAAAGGAGGAUCAGUCUACCCUGAUAUUUGCACUAUCAGCCUUGUGGCAGUAAGUGAUAUGAAUAAACAUGCUGAUAGAAUUGCUUUUUGGGAUAAUGUUUAUGGCUUCAACAUGUCCUGUAUGAAGAAAGCAGUUAUUCCAGAAGCUGUUGUGGAAGUUUUAGAUCCGAAGACUCUUAUUUCAGAUGCUUGUAGUAUUAAGCAAAUAGAUUGCCAUACAACAUCUGUCUCAGCUUUGGAAUUUUCUUCGAAUUUUACCCUGCAAAUUACAAAGACAUCCAUGUGCACGGCAAUUGCUGGCUACUUUGAUAUAUAUUUUGAGAAGGAUUGUCACAGCAGGGUCGUGUUCUCCACGGGCCCCCAGAGUGCCAGAACACACUGGAAACAAACAAUAUUUCUAUUGGAAAAGCCAUUUUCAGUUAAAGCAGGUGAAGCCUUGAAAGGAAAGAUCACAGUCCACAAGAAUAAGAAAGAUCCACGUUCUCUCAUUGUGACCCUCACAUUGAAUAAUUCAACUCAAACUUAUGGUCUCCAGUGAAAAGACUACAAAAGCACAACUAACUUGUGGGUUUUAGUAUGGGGGUGGGUUAUGGGUAGGGGGUAGAAAGAGGGGGUUUUAUGUGAGCAUGUGGAUGGAUGAUGGAUCCUUUCCUAAUGAGUCUCCUCAAUACUAGAGACACAUGGUAGGAAUCUGAUAUAAUUCAGCUAAGGAAAGGAACAACAGAUCCUAGUGGACCACCUACAUAAUCACAGUCUUGGAAGUCUGGUCAGCAAGAUUUUACUAAAUGUAACCAUUAUAUUGAGUUUAACUAUACUGAAAAUCAUUUAAAUAGGCCUAAAUUUGAAACAGAGAUAGUCUUUUGUUGUUUUUAAUGUUUCUUACUAUAAAUUUUAAACACGAGUAACUGAUUAUUUGGAUAAUGUUUUAUUAAACUAGUAACUAUACACAAGCUAUUAUACAUUUUAUUGCAGAUUUCUACUCUGAGGAGUAGUUUUUAAUUGUAUUAUUUGCUAGAAUAUCAGAAUAUAAUUAAAGAACUGUUAGUAUACCUA
Leptonychotes weddellii (Weddell seal) is the source of this 2244-nucleotide messenger RNA. RefSeq names its product protein arginine methyltransferase 3 (gene PRMT3). Lineage: Eukaryota; Metazoa; Chordata; Mammalia; Carnivora; Phocidae. Gene Ontology annotation, biological process: chromatin remodeling; peptidyl-arginine methylation, to asymmetrical-dimethyl arginine. Gene Ontology annotation, cellular component: nucleus. Gene Ontology annotation, molecular function: histone methyltransferase activity; protein-arginine N-methyltransferase activity. The record is from RefSeq and is a predicted model, not a curated record.